Messenger RNA from Verruconis gallopava, 2513 nucleotides. RefSeq lists its product as uncharacterized. Gene Ontology annotation, biological process: regulation of cyclin-dependent protein serine/threonine kinase activity. Lineage: Eukaryota; Fungi; Ascomycota; Dothideomycetes; Venturiales; Sympoventuriaceae. The record is from RefSeq and is a predicted model, not a curated record. Gene Ontology annotation, molecular function: cyclin-dependent protein serine/threonine kinase regulator activity; protein kinase binding. The coding region runs from base 187 to 2076 and encodes 629 amino acids. The transcript is spliced from 2 exons. Gene Ontology annotation, cellular component: cyclin-dependent protein kinase holoenzyme complex; nucleus.
CCCCCCCCCCCCUCCUUCGGACUCUGUACACAGACGAACUCAAGUCACUUGUAUCUGCCCCGUCCGCAACUCUUCCUCACAGAGUUGUCUCCCAGUCUUUGACAGACUUCAUACGCCACACAAAUGUCCUAGGCUGGCCCAUCCACUCACACUCAAAGUCCGCGUCCCCUUCACUCUUGCAUCGCCAUGACGGAACUCAUGCCACACGCCGUUGCUUCAGAGACUCACCUUCAACCUUGGCCGUACUCUAAAGCCUCACACCGAACGCUACCUCUGCCGCCCAGCACGUACGAGCAGCAGCAGCAGCAGCCUGUGUCAAAGCAAGCCUUCCUGUACAACAACGGCCCGCCAACACCACCGCUAACGUCGGACAUGAAUGGCCUAGCACAGUCCGCACAUCGUGGACACCAGCUUAGCUAUCCCGUUCGAACACAGGUCCCAGCAACACAUGCAGCAGCCACCGCGGCUCAGGAAUCUCUUCCGCAAGCGUCCAAUGCCUACAUCAAGUCGAGCACGCCGGGCAUCUCGAACCUAGCGCAGGCCGAGCCCCAUGGUCGACAAUCCCCUUCUCACAUCAACACCAUCUCGACCGCCUUUAGACUGCCAAGCUCCAUCCAAGCACCGCAAGCUAAUCUUCCCCAGCUGGCUGCGGAGACCGCAUGUCUGUUCUGGUUCGAGAGCAGUGCAACGAUCGCACGGAUCGAGAAAUGGACACCGGGCUCGCCGGUUCUACCCAACGCCCUCAGUCCCACCGCGAUACCUUCAACGAUGUUCCGCAAGUGGCUCAGCACACUUCUCGCAACCACGCAGGUCUCACCAAACGUCAUCAUUCUGGCGCUCUUGUUUAUAUACAAGCUCAAGGGGUUCAACCAGCACCUAAAAGGAGGACCGAACAGCGAGUUCAAGCUGAUGACAGUUGCCUUGAUGCUCGGCAACAAGUUUCUGGACGACAACACGUACACAAACAAAACUUGGGCUGACGUUUCCGCAAUUCCCGUAAAAGACGUGCACAUCAUGGAGGUGGAAUUUCUGAGCAACAUGAGAUACAGCCUCUUCACAUCGGAUGAGCAGUGGAGCGCAUGGCACAAGAAACUGGGCCGCUUCGGUACCUACAUCGAUCUGGCGAACAAGGCCAGGGAGGCGGCGGCACUGCGGCCCACCCUCCUCACGCCCACCACUGCUCACUUUCCAAACGCAUUGCCCUCACCGCCUCAUCCGUACUCACAGCUGUCCCCACAGUUCGCCGCUACGUACUCUCCAAACCACCUACCUCCAGCGACCACUCCUGUUCUUCUUCCGCAGCCUGGAUCAAGCGCCAUCUCGCCGAUCGGGCCAUUGCCUGAGCUGGACCCACGGUUUAGCAGAAAACGAAGUUACGACGAGGGCUUGAGCGAGCCUCCUGCCAAGAGACAGGUUCCAGCACACUACCACGAACAGAUGUCCAACGUACCUGUCACCACGCUCUCGCAGCCGCAACCCCAGGCUCUGCACCCUCCCGUCCAGGUUCCGAGCCUGCCUGUGCAGCACGUCAGUCAGAUUUCUCAGAUUCAACCUGCCUCGCAACUACCGGCCCCAGGGUCUCGAGCGAUGUCUCUCGUGUACCAACCGCCGGCCUCGCAGCAUUUCCAGCCGCAGGUGACGUUGCCAACCUCGAUGGCGCCUCUUCAAACUUCGGCCCUUCCCCAGCUGCCGGCCCUCCAUCCGGAUCACGCUCGCCAGCUGAGCCCCUUCACGGCAGGAUCGGCGACCUCAUCCCCGGUCAACUCGGUCUACACGCCAACUGGGCAGAUGCAGCAGCGGCAUUCACCGUCCUACUUCCUUGCGCAGCGAAGCUCGCCGUAUCGGCCCGUUCGUCAAGUACAGACACUCCUGGCCCCUCCGUCCUCUACGCCACUUUACAACGCUCCAAGACUGGUCAGCCAAGAUCAGAUGCAGUACCAUCCACUUGGCAGACCGUUUAACGAGCGCCGCGUCGGCCACCUGCCCUACCUCGAUCACGAGGCUUGGCCACAGCAUCACCAGUAUAACCAGUGGUCCGAGGUUAUUCCGCCUCCGGCACCAAAUUUCCACGCCUAACUUUCCAGGCUCAUUCUUCUGUACAUACGAACCACCUUCUUGCGCCUGUACAUAGCUCUCAUUUUGAGUCGGUAUUCUAUUUCAUUUCAGCAUGGCAUUCGGCGUUUUGCAGGGGUUGUCAUCAUUCGGUGGAGUCUCGCGUGCAGGCAUACUACCAACCAUCAGCACCACCACCACCACUACUACUACUACUACUGCUACUACUAUCACAACAGCAUCAGCGAGGGCGUUUUUGUGUUGUUGUUUUUUUUUUGUGUUCAUCGGUCGGACGGGUAUUCAAAGUUGCACAAAGAGUAUCAUUAUCUCCCAGGGACGCUGCCGGCUUGAUGCCAAGCUGGCGAGAUAUACUACCUAGAUGUAGAACAAAAAGACCUAGAGCAGGCACACGUUUAAAUCACAGGCGUCAGCAGCCGCAUUCUGUCGGCUAUUCGACAUCA